GAACCUUUUCUAUAAUUUAACAUUAAACGCUUGAAUUAUUGUAACGAUGGCUCUUUCCAUCUUUUUACGAAGGCCAGGAAACAUCAGGGCCUGUUUAUGUCAACGAAUGCGUGUGAAAGUUUUACCAACCAUAAAGACUAAUGUCCUUUUAAAAACUAACUUAACUGGAUCCAAAAUGAUUCCGAAUUAUAGCCCCGCCAAAUCUUUUAGUACAUCACUAGUCCGAAGACACGAAGAAAAACCUCAUGACCACGCCAAACUUUGGAUUGUUGAAAAGGGUACAACAGCUUGCCUUGUCGUACUAAUUCCUUUUGGGUUAUUGAUCCCUAAUAAACUUUUCGACACAGUUCUUGCUAUCCUGAUAACAGCUCAUUCAUAUUGGGGUCUGGAAGCAUGCGUUGUGGAGUACGUCAGAGUUUUAUUAUUUGGACCGUCGCUUCCUAAAGUGGCGAUGGGGGUUGUAUAUGCAAUUAGCGCCCUUAUGCUUGGCGGUUUGCUAUUUCUGAAUUUCAAUGACAUAGGUAUGUCUAGAGGUUUUUGGAGAAUUUGGAGGAACAUGAGAAGGUCAGCAGAUGCGCCUAGGAGGGGCAAAGGUGGACCAGGUGCAAAAUGCGACUAACCUCACCAUUCUACUGUUUAGUAAAAACUAAAACCUCAUUUAACUAUUGCAUUUAAAAGGUAAGCAGUAACCAAGCGCGGUUGUAUAACGCUAUUAUUAUUUAUUAAUUUUUAAAUAUUAAUAGCGGGC
Messenger RNA from Pararge aegeria (speckled wood butterfly), 748 nucleotides. It is a transcript of the gene SdhD, whose product is annotated as succinate dehydrogenase [ubiquinone] cytochrome b small subunit, mitochondrial. Gene Ontology annotation, cellular component: mitochondrial envelope; membrane. The transcript is spliced from 4 exons. Gene Ontology annotation, molecular function: heme binding; ubiquinone binding. The coding region runs from base 47 to 619 and encodes 190 amino acids. The record is from RefSeq and is a predicted model, not a curated record. Lineage: Eukaryota; Metazoa; Arthropoda; Insecta; Lepidoptera; Nymphalidae. Gene Ontology annotation, biological process: tricarboxylic acid cycle; mitochondrial electron transport, succinate to ubiquinone.